Gallus gallus (chicken) is the source of this 2250-nucleotide messenger RNA. Its product is annotated as Fc receptor-like protein 3-like. Gene Ontology annotation, molecular function: transmembrane signaling receptor activity. Lineage: Eukaryota; Metazoa; Chordata; Aves; Galliformes; Phasianidae. The coding region runs from base 18 to 2213 and encodes 731 amino acids. The transcript has 12 exons. The record is from RefSeq and is a predicted model, not a curated record. Gene Ontology annotation, biological process: cell surface receptor signaling pathway.
AGUGCAAGAGCGUGGGGAUGGUGAGGAGCGCGGCGCUGCUGCUGUGGGCUCAGCUCCUCGGCCUUGUUGGCUCCCAACCCCUCCUGCUGACGGUGGACCCCCCCUGGGCGCAGCAGUUCAACGGGGACACAGUGAAGCUGACCUGUGGGGACCCCGGUGUGAGCGUCUCCACCAGCUGGUACAACAACUGGCAGGCAUGGAGGAGCACUGAGUCCAACCAUCUCAGUGUAAUGCUGAGAGGCAAACAGAGAUACAGAUUCCAGUGCCGGACCCGCGGCUCUGAGCUCAGCCCCGUUGUUAAUGUGACCACCUCUGAUGACUGGCUGCUGCUGCAGGUGCCAACCCAGGCGGUGCUGGAGGGCGAUGCUCUGACCCUGCGCUGCAGAGCCUGGGAAAACGCAAAGAUCAGCGAUGUGCAGUUCUUCCAUGAUGGGAAACUGCUGCAGGACGGACGUGGGGACAAACUGCUGCUGUCCCCUGCACAGCAGCGGCACAGCGGCCGCUACCACUGCGAAGCCUACGUGUCCUACAUCAUUGCAAAAUGGCAAACCUCACUCCAAAGCGAUCUCGUGGUGCGAGAGCUCUUCUCAGUGCCACAGCUGAGCGUGGAGGGUCCCCGGAACGCCCCCGAGGGCAGCGCUCUGACCCUGCUCUGUUCCACCCACGGCAACGCGCUGCGGCCCCACCUCUCCCUGCAGUACUUCUUCUACCGGGAUGGGCUGAUGGUGGUGGGGCCACAGUCGGCCCCCCAGCACCGGGUGCCAGAGCUGCUGCUGUCCCACUCGGGGUCCUACAGCUGCCAGGUGCAGAUGGGCAGCGUGCUGAAACGCAGCGCCCCGAUCACCAUCACUGUGAGAAGGGUGCCCGUGGCGGGGGUGUCCCUGCAGGCGGAGCCCCCCGGGGCUCAUGUGCUGGAGGGCGGCCGCCUGGUGCUGAGCUGCGCGGUGGCGGAGGGUUCGGGGCCGCUCUCCUUCUCGUGGCACCGGCAGAGCCGCACCCGAGCCGUGGGCGCGGGGCCGCGCUAUGAGCUGCCGGCGGCGCAGCUCGGAGACAGCGACCACUACCGCUGCACGGUCAGCAACGGCGUCAGCACGGCCAGCAGCCCGCAGCUGCUCGUCACCGUCACGCGGGUGCCCGUGGCGGGGGUGUCCCUGCAGGCGGAGCCCCCCGAGGCUCAUGUGCUGGAGGGCGGCCGCCUGGUGCUGAGCUGCGCGGUGGCGGAGGGUUCGGGGCCGCUCUCCUUCUCGUGGCACCGACGGAACCUCACCCGAGCUGUGGGCGCGGGGCCGCGCUAUGAGCUGCCGGCGGCGCGGCUCGGGGACGGCGACCACUACCGCUGCACGGUCAGCAACGGCGUCAGCACGGCCAGCAGCCCGCAGCUGCUCGUCACCGUCGUGGUGCCGGUAUCCGACGUCAGCAUCGCGGCGGCGGGGACGGAGGCGGUGGGAGCGCAGUUGGUGGGGACGGAGGGCGAAGGGCUGACGCUGAGCUGCGCCGCGCGGACGGGGACGGAGCCGGUGGGCUUCGAGUGGCUGCGGGACGGGCGGGAGCUGAGCGCGGGGCGCACGUGGCGGUUGGGGGCGCUGGGAGCGGAGCACUCCGGGACGUAUCAGUGCGUGGCCACCAACCGCCUCGGAGCGCAGCGCGUCUUCAGGGCGCGCAGCCCCGAACUGCACCUCGUGGUGAAGCAGCGCGGGUGGGAACGGCGGCGGGUGGAAGCCGUGGCCGCGGGGCUCACAGUGUCCCUCCUACUGCUGUUGGCCGCCGUCGCCGCUGCGGGUCGGCACUUCUGGAGGCGGCGCCACCGCGGUGAGUGCCGCGCGGUGGGGACGAACGGUGCCCGACCCGCGUUGGGGACAGCGGGGCCGCCGCGGGGGGCGCUCACCGCUCACCGCCCCCUCUCCUUCCCCCCCAGCAGCCGCAAAGAGGCAGCACAGGGACCCCUCAGCCCCUCCCGCCCCCUCCGCCCCCCCGGCGCUCAGCACGGAGCCCCCGGAGCCCGAAUACAGCAACGUGCUGUUGGGGACGGCGGGCGCGGAGGACGUCGUGCUGUACUCCACCGUCACCAUCGCGGAGCACAGAGGGGGUGCGCCCCCGACCCCACGGGACCACAGCGCCCCCCACGAGGCCGCCGUCACCUACGCAGCGCUGCCGCCCCCCCGCAGCGCCGCCGACCCCCGGGGGGCGCAGCGCCCCCACAGCGACAGCUAUGAGAACAUCUCCUGGCAAUAAACCUCCGCCGCCCCCCGA